Messenger RNA from Helianthus annuus (common sunflower), 943 nucleotides. Its product is annotated as deSI-like protein At4g17486. The coding region runs from base 143 to 829 and encodes 228 amino acids. The transcript is spliced from 4 exons. The record is from RefSeq and is a predicted model, not a curated record. NCBI's taxonomy places the organism in Eukaryota, Viridiplantae, Streptophyta, Magnoliopsida, Asterales, Asteraceae. Gene Ontology annotation, biological process: protein deubiquitination. Gene Ontology annotation, molecular function: deubiquitinase activity.
AUUCAUCCACAUAACUUCAAACCUACACUUUCAUAUAUCUAACUCCAUUUUCAACCUCUUUUCACUUUCAUAUAGUUUCAUACAAAUUAAAAAAAAACUAUCAAUAAUUUCAAUUGGAUUUAAAUCUCAACAGCAUAUACAUAUGCUGUGCAGAGGAAGAAGUUCAACAAGAUGUCGAAAAUCUGGAUCGGUUCCGGUAUACCUGAAUGUCUAUGAUCUUACCUCCAUGAACGGAUGCGCGUAUUGGCUCGGUCUCGGUGUUUAUCAUUCCGGCGUUCAAGUUCAUGGAGUUGAGUAUGCAUUUGGAGCUCACGAAAAACCGACGACUGGAAUCUAUGAAGGAGAACCGAGGCAGUGCGAAGGAUUCACGUUCAGAAAACAGAUUUUGAUCGGAUGGACGGAGAUGAGUCUGGCGGAGAUCAGAGGAUUCAUGGAAGAACUCGCUCAAGACUAUAAAGGAAAUUCGUAUAAACUAAUCACCAGAAACUGCAAUCAUUUUUGUAACGAUGCGUGUAUCAGACUCACCGGAAAUCCUAUACCGAGUUGGAUUAAUCGUCUCGCGAGAAUCGGUUUAUUGUGCAAUUGCUUAAUUCCAGCGAGUAUAAGUUCGUGUAAAGUUGGAAAAGGAAGUAAUAAGACGUGUGAUGAAUAUGAAAUGAAGGAGAAACUGAUGAGGCGUUCGAGUAGUGUAACUUCAUCUUCGAAUUCUUCAUCAUCGUCGGAGAAGUCAACGUUGGAGUCAACUCCGGUUUAUCUGACUAGAAGCUUUGGAACCAGAAGUUUUGUUCCUCCGUCUUCACCUUUUCUUCAAUAUUCUUCUUCAUCUUAAACGUAUCAAAUUAGGGAAUGACAUUUGUUCAUAUAAAAAUAAAAAAGGAAAAAACUAAUAAAUUUGUUGUAACAAGAAUGGGAGAACUAGAAUAACAAUCAUUAAACCUGACAU